Molecule: messenger RNA, 1727 nt
Organism: Mycotypha africana
Lineage: Eukaryota; Fungi; Mucoromycota; Mucoromycetes; Mucorales; Mycotyphaceae
Product: 6-phosphofructo-2-kinase-domain-containing protein
Exons: 7
Coding region: 200-1606 (468 amino acids)
Biological process (GO): fructose 2,6-bisphosphate metabolic process; fructose metabolic process
Cellular component (GO): cytosol
Molecular function (GO): ATP binding; 6-phosphofructo-2-kinase activity; fructose-2,6-bisphosphate 2-phosphatase activity
Source: RefSeq, a predicted model, not a curated record
UUAAAAUACAGUAAUUGGAAACUCUUAAACCUGAAAAGUUAGCUUUUAGGGUUUCCUCUUUUUGUCUUGUCUUUAUAACAGCACUCUACAUCUAUAACAGUCUCAAUUCUGAAAUAUUAUGACUCCAAUUUAACAACAACAAAGGAUAUUGUUUGUAAAAAUCUAAGAACUCAAUGGAUUUUAUUGCAAAUCCUUUUAGAUGGUUGGUUUGCCUGCCAGAGGCAAAACCUAUAUCUCACAAAAAGUGUGCCGAUAUCUUACCUGGUUGGGAAUCAAGACCAAGGUCUUUAAUGUAGGUAAUUAUCGUCGACAACUUCACGGUGCCAGUCUACCGCAUACUUUUUUCGAUCCCCACAAUACUGUCGGUGAGGAACAACGAAGAGAAGCAGCGGCCGCUGCGUUAAAGGACAUGAUUCAAUGGUUCGAUAGUGAACAGGGCAUAGUAGCUAUUUAUGAUGCUACCAACAGCACAAAAGCAAGGCGCAGAUGGUUAGUCCAGCAGUUGAAAAAAGAAGACAUACAUAUUCUAUUCAUCGAAUCAAUAUGCCAAGAUGAAGAAUUGAUUUUGGCCAAUAUUAGGGACGUCAAAUUAUCGUCCCCUGAUUAUGUCAAAAUGGAUCCCGAUGAUGCAGCCAUCGAUUUUAGAGCGCGUAUCGAUCAUUAUAAAGAACAGUAUGAAACAAUAACCGAAGAUGAUCUCACUUAUAUUAAAUUGAUCAAUGUUGGUAGUCAGAACAUCAUAAAUCAUAUUCAGGGCUAUUUGGAAUCAAGAAUUGUUUAUUACCUGAUGAAUCUCCAUAUUGCACCAAGAAAAAUAUACUUCAGUAGACACGGCGAAUCACAAUAUAAUCUUUUAGGCAAAAUCGGUGGUGAUUCCAAUCUGUCAGAGAGAGGAAGACUAUAUGCGAGUAAACUACCAGAACUGAUCAAAACAAAUUUGGAAGAGCAGGAUUUGACAGUUUGGACGUCCACCAUGAAAAGAACGAUUGAAACUGGGGAGCAACUACAUUAUCCAAAAUUACAGUGGAAGGCAUUAGAUGAGUUAGAUGCCGGUGUAUGUGACGGCAUGACCUAUGAGGAAAUAGAGCAAAAAUAUCCUGAGGAUUAUGCAAACCGCGAUGAAGACAAAUUUAAUUAUAGGUAUAGAGGCGGUGAAUCUUAUGCUGAUAUUGUACUUAGAUUAGAGCCUGUAAUAAUGGAAUUGGAAAGACAUAAAAACAUUCUAAUUAUCGGCCACCAAGCUAUCUUGCGAUGUAUCUAUGCUUAUUUCAUGAACUACAGUCACGAAGACCUUCCUUACAUAAAGAUUCCACUCCAUACUGUCAUUGAAUUGACACCGAAAGCCUAUGGUUGUGAAGAAAAAAGAUUCAAAGUUGAUAUCGAUGCAGUAGAUACGCACAGACCUAAAAUUAAGAAGGCUCCUUCUAUCCGAAAAUUGAAUGCUACCGUUCAACUGCCAGCAGUAGGUGCUAGUGGUGAAAUAGUGAAAGAGCCUAUGAGCCCAAUCAUUCCCAUCAGUCCUAAGCUAUUCCCAAAGCUUAGUGCAAACUCAAGCUCAAAUCAAAAGGUAUUAACUAAGCUAGAUUUGGGAGAAACAAGCUCUUAAAGCAUCACACUGGCGGAUUCCAAAUAGAUAUUCUCGGUUAAAUAUGAGUGAAAAUUUGCAACCGUUUUCUCCUGUGAUAACUGGCAUAUAAAUUAAAGUUCUUUUUUUUUUCUUCCCUUAU